GGGAGAACCCAGGCGUUCGGGCGCGGGGCGGAGCGCGCCGCAGGCUGGUGUCCGGCUGCUCCCUAGUGGCCGGAGCGGGGUCUCGGCUGGGCGGGGCUCCCCGGUGACUUUCCCUCCCGGCCCCGCGGGUUCUGGUUCCGCCCCAAGGGACCCCCCCUAAACCGGGCCAUGGCCACCCGCUGGGGCGUCUGCUCCGCCGGCAAAAUCAGCCACGAUUUCCUGGUGGCGCUGGGGACCCUCCCGGCCACCGAGCAUCAGACUGUGGCCAUCGCUGCGCGUGAUCUCGCCCGGGCUCAGGAAUACGCCCAGAAACAUGGGAUCCCCCGAGCGUACGGGAGCUAUGAGGAGCUGGCGCAGGACCCUGACGUCGAUGUGGUCUAUGUGGGGGUCAUAAACCCCGAGCACCUGCCUGUGGGACGGCUCUUCCUGGGGGCCGGGAAGCCCGUGCUGCUGGAGAAGCCCCUGGGGAUGAACACGGCGGAGGUGAGGGAGCUGGCGCAGCUGGCCCGGAGCCAGGGGGUCUUCCUGAUGGAGGCAUACUGGACCCGAUUCUUCCCAGCCUCGGAGCGGCUCCACUCCCUGCUAUCCCAGGGAGCGAUCGGGGAGCCGAAGGUGGUGAGGGUCGAGUUUGGGCUUCCCCUCUUGGGCUGCCCCCGGCUGGUGCAGAAGGAGCUGGGGGGCGGCGCCCUGCUGGACAUCGGCUGCUACUGCAUCCAGUUCGCCACCAUGGUCUUUGGGGAGGAGACACCAGAGUCCAUCCUUGCCUCGGGCUUCCUUCACCCCACCGGCGUUGAUGAGAUGUUGUCCGUCAUCCUGAACUACCCGGGGAAGCACCAGGCCGUGAUCACCUGCUCCAUGGUGACCUUGCUGCCCAACCAGGCUGCCAUCAGCGGCACCAAGGGCAUCAUCCAGCUCCCGUCCCAGAUGUGGAGCCCGACUGAACUGGUGGUGAAUGGGCAGCACGAGGAGUUCCCCCUGCCCCCCCCCUCCCAGCCCCUCAACUUCACCAGAAGUACCGGGCUUCGCUACGAGGCCCAGCACGUGCGCCAGUGUCUGCUGAAAGGCCUGAGGGAAAGCCCCAUCGUGAGCCUGGCUCACUCCGAGCUGGUGGCCUCCAUCAUGGACGAGGUGCGGCGGCAGGUGGGGGUGACAUACACCCAGGAUCGGGCCUGACCCCCGCUGCCCGGGAAUGGGAGUCACUGCUGGGAAGCUCGGUGUUUUGGAUGCGAUUUCAGUUUGGGUUGAUACAAGCAGCAGCCAUGCGGAGGUAGCAAGUGUAGGCUGCCGGGCGGCAUUUGAUAUGGUGCCGGGCGACGUGAACACUAGAAAACCUGAGAACACUAGAAAAUUAACAUGUGAAAUUGAUUAAAAACUGGCUAAUGAAGAGUUCUGCCUAUGCACCUGUGAACGGGGAACCACCAUUGAGCAGGGGGGUUUCCUGCGGGGUCCUGGGCCCUGUGUAAGUGCGGUAAGGGUCCCGCCAUUGUGGGGAACUUUCCUGGCUUAAACCCGCCCCAGUGGGAUUGGCUAGCGAAAGGAUCUGAGUCCUUGCUCCCACUCCCUUUAUCCAGCAGCCUGCCUGACCUCGAGGGCUCUCCUUCCUCCCUCCCGUGUGGCAGAGUCCUCGUAACCCUGGCAAGCCUGGGUCCCGGACCCCUGCAGGCUUGACCCCCAGUCUUGUCGUGGUCACUUAGGACAGGGGCGAGGGUGUCCCCACUCCGGGGCACUGACUCUGCAGCGGCUGCCUCCCUGAAUCACUGAUCAUUACAUAGAGUUCAGAGCACGUACAAUGUAUUAAACAGCAACUCAUAAAAAAUCAGGAAAAGAUGGGGAAGGUUAAAGGAAACAAGUCACCCGCCCUGUGGUACGGGGUCCACACAAACAGGUGCCUCUGGGAUGUCAGGGAAGUUCAGUCUGUUCCUCACCCGUCCCAGGCCUUGGCUGUGCUGCAGGGCCGCUGCGGGUCAGACACUCACUCUGGCUCUAGGUGGCCACACGCCCUCAGGCUGUAGGUGGCAGGAUCCUUCUUCCCAGUGUCGCCCCUGCCACAUCGGGGUUACGACCCCCCCCCCAUGUCUGGCCUGCAGGCUUCUUGGCUGGGGAUGUCUCCCUUCACUGGGCCCAGUGCCCAGAGUCCCCUUCGA
Dermochelys coriacea (leatherback sea turtle) is the source of this 2144-nucleotide messenger RNA. Its product is annotated as trans-1,2-dihydrobenzene-1,2-diol dehydrogenase-like. The record is from RefSeq and is a predicted model, not a curated record. The transcript has 7 exons. Gene Ontology annotation, molecular function: D-xylose 1-dehydrogenase (NADP+) activity; nucleotide binding. Gene Ontology annotation, biological process: D-xylose catabolic process. Lineage: Eukaryota; Metazoa; Chordata; Testudines; Dermochelyidae. Bases 169 to 1173 code for a protein of 334 amino acids.